Messenger RNA from Rhipicephalus sanguineus (brown dog tick), 1254 nucleotides. RefSeq lists its product as uncharacterized. The record is from RefSeq and is a predicted model, not a curated record. The transcript has 4 exons. Lineage: Eukaryota; Metazoa; Arthropoda; Arachnida; Ixodida; Ixodidae. Bases 1 to 1254 code for a protein of 417 amino acids.
AUGACUCUGGAAAAUGCGCCGACCACUCCGGCACCAACACCUGCCGCCAACGCGACGUACAUCAACGUCACCACUCCUCGUGACCCUGGUGUUUUCUCUGGCGAUCACCCUGCGCCGCCUCCCAUUCGCCUAACCGCCGCAGACUUCGUUCGCUUACCACCUACAGCUCUGACCUACAUUGACUUGGUACCAUCCUCACCAGUGCCCGACGGGGUGUACAUUGCGACUCCUGUCAAGGAUGUUCUUCUCUACCAGGUGGUCAACUUUGGCUUGACAAUGCAAGUGCUGCCACAAGGGACAUCCUUGGCACAUAUCAGCGCCUUCGACGAUCUCUGGAUAGCAUCAGUUACCUUGGAGGAUGGUACUACCGAGCACACCGACCACUCGCAGUCCGCCGCGUCUGUUCUCGACGACCUGAAGAGAAUGAUUGCGCCAGAUCUACCCCCAAAGAAUGCUGACGACCUCUACCGGUGUUUGUUAUGUGUGCGAUAUCUGCGAAAACUACUGCAGCUUGCAGGUGAUGUAGAACAAAACCCGGGCCCUCUGACUUCUGAGCAAGAAAAACAAAUGUUCAGCGCUGUCAUGGCAAUUCCCACGGUGCUACAAAAGCAGACGGAAAUUCUUGGGGAACUUCGUUCCGUCGCGUCACGGCAAGAAGCACUCGAGCAAAAGUGUUCGCAGAUAGAGGAGAAAUUGAACGUCUUUGAGGACAAAUUGCUAUCGGUGCUUCCCUUAAAAGAUAAGGUGAUGCAGUUAGCUUCGGAGACCGACAAUCUUGCUGCCACGUUUUCGAAGCUGCAAGAAUUGGAAGAUGAUAUGGAAAAUAGAUCUCGAAGAAACAACCUUAUCUUCUUUGGCUUUCAAGAUGCAGCUGGUGAGACGUGGCAGGAUUCGGAGACUAAGGUACUUGCCUUUUGCGAAGAAAAAUUAAACGUCUCAAUUUCGGCUGAUGCGGUUGAGAGGGCCCACAGGCUCGGUCGCUUCACGGCAACAAAAAACAGGCCUAUUAUAGUUCAGCUUCUGUCGUUUAACGAAAAGCAGCGCGUUUUAUCAGCUACUUCGAGCUUGAAAGGUACAAGCAUUGCUAUUAGCGAGGACUAUAGCAACAAAGUUCGACAAGAGAGGCGAAAACUAAUUCAAUUUGCGAAGAGUAAGGGAGGGGACUUCAGGCAAUCGCAUAACAAACUAAAGAUCGGCAAGGAAACCUUUGUCUAUAAUGCUGAAACAGACAGCGUGACUAAAACUAAGCCAUAG